CGGCUGUCUACGGCGCUGCGCUUUAAAUAGCAGCUGUUUAAAAGCUCCUCACCAUUCUCCCGUCUGCUGAGCAGCUCGCAGUCCCCUCUCAGCACCACAGUCCCCACUCAUUCACAUAUUUCUUUCAAUACAAGACCCUCACAUCCCGCAAUGUCGGCCGCCAGCACCGAGACUAGUGCUCCCCUGCCAACCGCCGGCAGCCGCGUCUUCUUCCAGGCAGCGCCCGGGGUGGGCUGCGUGGGGUCCGGCCCCAUCACCGGGGACGACCCGGUACAGAAGAAACAGGGCAAAGUGACGGUCAAGUACGACAGGAAAGAGCUGCGGAAAAGACUCGUGCUGGAGGAGUGGAUCAUUGAGCAGCUCAGCGAAUUGUAUGACUGUGAGGAGGAGGAGAUGCCGGAGGUGGAGAUAGACAUCGACGACCUGCUGGAAGUCAACAGUGACGACGAGAGAGCCAGCAAAUUGCAGGAAUCAUUAAUAGACUGCUACAAACCAACAGAGGACUUUGUCCGUGAGUUGCUGGGCAGGAUAAGGGGAAUGAGAAAACUCAGUGCACCAACCAAGAAGGGCCUAUAAUGGCUGCCUUGCCAACCAUCAAUCAACCAUAAACUACGUCAUCCCAGCUCCACCAAGUUAACCCACUCAACAUGGACUUUCAUCACACGGAAUAACUUAUCAAGACAUAAGAGCAUUAGUAACUAUUCUGCAACCUGCAAACAUGCACCAUAAAAUCCAUGCAUAUAACACUAGUCAUCUAUUUCACACUCACAUAGAAUAACAAGGUGUAUUAUAAUAUUUGAUUGUUGAAAGGUACGCAAGCAAAAUCACGACACAGCCGAUAUGUUUAAAUAGCAUACAGACACAAUAAGGUCAAACCCUUGAACGUGCCAGAACUGCAUUAACAUGAAAACCACCUAAUUCCACAUUUCAGAGCCAUAUUAAAACUUUUCAAGCCGAUGCUAUAAUCCCAACAGCCAUACAGACUAAAACACCAAUAAAUCUCAAAAAAGGGAGGUGGUAAAAACAUGUUUGUACUGCAGUAGGUGUGAAAUUAGCUGUAGCACUAUGUAAACACAGUGCUUCAUGAUUUUUAUUUUCUUUUUUACUGAAGUGUUUUGCUGUUACUUUUUUUUUAAAGUACUGUACGUUGCCAUUUAUUGUUCAUGUGAUUGAAAUGUGGUCCUCAACGGUUUUUGUUUUUGUCCUGCUUUCAAGUCAACCUCAUUAUCCUUACUCUGUCAGCGCUUGCAUAUGUACAGUAAAGGAGCUCUGUAGUUUUAUUUUAAGUUAAUUUCAAAGCACAGAGCGUGUUAAUACAUCAGUUCUGUCCUUUUGUGAUGUGUAAACUCUGGAAAGAGUAGGGACAUUUUUAGCAAAACAGGCUAAAAUAGAGUGAAGAUUUUUUGCCAUUUACCCACCGUUCUAGAACACUUUUCACUACAGCAAGGCAUGAUGGGUGUUGUAGUUCUCUGUAUGAGACUACAAAACCUGUAUGAUUGGCAGCCUUUCACUUAUCAUGUUGUUCAUUGCUGUUCCUCCAGCUAUUUCACCAGAAUACAUAUCAGUUGGUGGUUUAGAUUCAAGCACAAAGCCCAAACAUUGCAGUUGUUUCUCACACCCUGGUUCACUUAACUCUGCUAACUUGCCUCUCUAAUAGUGGUUGAUGUUGCCUUUAAGGACAUUCAGGAUCAGUCCACCUAUUUCUCAGCACUGAACCUUAACUACUGACAACCUAAAGGCAAAUAAGAUUGAGUCAUAACCUGAGGACCACUUGAAACUUCGACACUUAAACCUGUCAGGUCCUGUAAGGGAAGGUGUGCCAAAACUGGGAGUAUUACAUCCUAAAUGUCAUACGUCAUGGAGGCAUUAGUGUGACAUGGCAUUUCCACAGAGAUUGUUUAAGUUUUUUAAGCAUCUUCAGGUUGGUGCAGAACUUUAAGCUGUUUAAAAGUCUAACUUUUCCAGGUUGCAGAAAAUAUAUAUUGUAAUUGCAGAAUCCCAGGUUUAAGAGGUGGAUUUAGUUAUUUAUUGUUGCGCACCAACACACUCAAAAACCUGUAAGCUGUGGUACAAUCAUGACUCUGUUAUGAGGUUGGGCCCAGUUUCAUUUCCGAGCAUUCAUUUGUGAACCAGCCGGAAUGGAGCAGGACCUAAACCUGCCAUGUGAUAAACCCUCAGCUGCCAAAGACAAAAGCAGGGCAAUGUUUGAUUUUAACAUAACACUUGCAAAGCACCCGUCUUGCAUGCUAAACAACAGAGAAAAACAUUGAUAAAGAGUAUAGAUAUUAUGAACUUAUAAUCAAGCAAAAAAUACUUUUUUGACUUAGCUACCAUGUAUGACUUUGUAGAACUUUUGUGUUGAAACAACGUGGCUGUCACGUUGGAGAGAAUCCAGGAAAUUAAAAAAAAAAAAAAUGGUGCUGUUUUUGAUGUUCUUCCCAGGUUGUAUAAAGGCGUUUUCACUGUCGAUCGAUGCCAGAGAAAUGUGUCCAUGAGAAAUGUGUCCAUCAUUGUUGAUGGAAUGCAAACAGUCUGAAGUGGCGUCCUCUUUGCAUCUCCUUUCCUCAAACUAAACUGGGUUGGAUGGGUGUCACCACACAUUUGAUUUGUUGAAAAAAGAUCAUGUGUUUUCUGGAUCAGUGGACUGGAAGGAAAAGUUCAGGAGGAAGCCAUUAUAGGCAACUGAGAUGCAUUCAGGCUUCAUGUCGAGGUACUCCGUAGGAUUUUCUCUGUCAAGAAACAGUUCAGGGGCAAUAGGUUGAUAUUUUAUAAUUUAUGGGAUUUCAUGUGGAGAGUAUUUUGAAAGUGUCCAUACUAGAGAGCUUUACGUUUGCAUGUAUUUUUAAAGUGGCAUGUGGAGGGGGAACAUUUUGUUGGCCCAAAGGUUUUUAUUUCAUGAAAUAAACACUUUCCUUUUUAUACCUUUUAUUAAGACUAAAAUAUUCAGUUUUUCAGCUGCAGUUUUGUUUUUCUGUACAUCCACAAUAAGCGUUCUUGUUUUUAAAAUGUA
Thunnus maccoyii (southern bluefin tuna) is the source of this 3010-nucleotide messenger RNA. It is a transcript of the gene ppp1r14c, whose product is annotated as protein phosphatase 1, regulatory (inhibitor) subunit 14C. Gene Ontology annotation, cellular component: cytoplasm. The record is from RefSeq and is a predicted model, not a curated record. NCBI's taxonomy places the organism in Eukaryota, Metazoa, Chordata, Actinopteri, Scombriformes, Scombridae. The transcript has 4 exons. Bases 151 to 576 code for a protein of 141 amino acids. Gene Ontology annotation, molecular function: protein serine/threonine phosphatase inhibitor activity. Gene Ontology annotation, biological process: regulation of phosphorylation.